Molecule: messenger RNA, 1176 nt
Organism: Cylindrotheca closterium
Lineage: Eukaryota; Bacillariophyta; Bacillariophyceae; Bacillariales; Bacillariaceae
Source: the annotation of a GenBank genome assembly
AUGCCUCCACCAUCCCUCGUCUUGCCUCUCAAAGUGCCUGUGCGACAUGACUUGACUCAACCUCUAUCAGAAUGGCUGGAUUCGGAGGAGAACCCUGCAACCUACCAAGAUACAAAUGCCGAAGGAAAUCUUUCGUGGAUUGUGCCAAAACCUUCCUUCAAAUCCACAGACUGUCGAGAGGAGAUAUUGAGACUGGCAGGACUUCGAAACACACUUUCUGAUAUUCUACAAGAGUCUCAUAAGGCGUCAUUAGAAUCUCGAUCAUUGGAAGAUUGCAACGAGUAUCAUGCUACUCUUCUCGAAUUCGAGAAACGAGGAUUUCCAACAGUUGAUGAAGAGUCUAAUGGGGUUGCACUUACCUGGAGAGGAGCGUUUAGUACGAGGUCAGAAGAAACGCAUUAUUCGUUACUAUAUGAUAGAGCGUGUACCCUUUGGAAUGUUGCGGCUUUGCAGUCAUAUGUGGCAAGCACUGCUGAUCUCACCACGAAAGACGGCUGCAAAAUGACCAUAUCCUUGUCACAAUCUGCAGCCAGUAUAUUGUCAACACUUCGACAACUGGUGGAAAACGAAGACUAUAUGACUGUGGAUCUUUCGAAAUCUCUACUUGCAUUCUGGGAGAAGUUGCUCUUGGCUCAGGGUCAGCUAUGCAUAUAUCGAAUGUCCAAUCUAGGUGGUAGCACUGUUCGACAACAUACAACACUCGCUUAUCUUGUGCAAGCUGCGGCAUCGAUCUACAAUGAAGCAUUGUCUGCUGCACAGGAUCCGAGGUUAGAAUCAGAAUUACCGAAGCAAGCCAAAGAGUGGGGGGUUCACUGCAAAAACCAGUCACUCAUCUGUCAGUCAAGGGCGGUAUUUCACAUUGCUAUAGAACACCGCCUCCAAAAAGAGCAUGGGCAGGAAAUCGCACGGCUACGGCAAUGUGUCCAAACACUGAAGGAGGCUCACGGCUUCGUCAAGACAUCAGCGGUUCAAUCUCAACUGCAGGAAGUGGAGGGUUUGGUCAAGAUGGCUACGGAUCGUCUGAAACAUGCCGAGGAGGACAAUAGAAAGAUCUACUUAGAUGAGGUCCCAAGAGAUUUGCCAGAGAUAAGAGCACAGACAAUGGUGAAACAGAAUCAACCACUUGCACCAACAAUGACAGUUACGAAAGCGCCUAUGUUUGCAUUUGUUAGCUAA